AUGAGCGGCUAUCUCUGGAAAUACUACCUCGAAGAUGAUGUCGACAACUUUCGACAUGUCCUCGCAACCCCCACGCAUACGGCCCGACCGGCAACACAGAAAGGCUUCGCAGGCUGGCAGGGCGGAGGAUUUGCCACAGCAGUGAACGGCAGCCCGGGGAGUUACAAUGCAUCACCGAUAACAAGUGCCAAGGGCCGCAAGAUGGGCAUGGGUGCGGCUGCGAAUCUCAGUCGGUUUGAUAUCAACAGCCGGGAUGCAGCUGGCAUGACUAUUCUGCACCACGCUGCGUCAUCUACUGCGGAGAGCGCUGUAGACUUCGCGCAAGCACUGCUGGAACAUCCGUGGACCGACGUGUAUAUACAAGACGCGGAGAAUGGCUGGACUGCGCUCCACAGGGCCUUUUACUUUGGCAACAUCGCCAUUGCACGCCUCAUUCUGAAUCGCGAUGCGCAGGACAUUCUCGGUCAGGGUUCCAGCGGGUUCAACCAGCAUGCGCGGGGUUUGGUCAAGAUUAAAGACAAGGAAGGUUACGGUCCCCUGGACUUGUUCUCUAUGACUAUCAAGGAUCGAACACUGCGACCAGAAGAAGCGCCCGCCUUCGAUUCUGACUCGGACGACGAGAUGGCUCACGGAGACAGUGGCGACGUGGAUGACGAGACGCGCAAGAAGCUCAUUGCCCCACCUGUGCUUCUUGAGGGAGAUGAAGUGUAUACUUUUGGCAGCAACAAGAACGUCACCCUUGGUUUUGGUGACGAAGAUGACCGCCAAUAUCCGGAGCGUAUUACUCUGCGCAGACCGGAUCACCUCCUCCAGCGUUUCUAUAGGGAGCACCGCGAGCGGCAGAACCAGUAUUGGGCUGCGACAGGCGCGCCCAUGCAGGAUUCCGGGCUUCUCCAAGCGCGCAGUACUGUAGAUCUUCCAACUCACAUUCGCAAUACGCCAAUAGUCAUUCAGGACGUGCGGAUGUCGAAACUGCAUACCGCUGUGUUGACUACUGACCCUGUAUCCAAUCUGUACAUGUGUGGCCAUGGUCCAGGCGGCCGUCUAGGCACGGGUAAUGAAACGACGAGGUAUCAGUUUACCUGCAUCGAAAGCGGCGGACUGGGUCAGAAGAAAGUUGCUGGUGUUGCGUUGGGGCAGAACCACACUCUGGCCAUCACCGAAGAGGGAGAGAUCUACUCGUGGGGUAACAAUGCAUACGGUCAGCUAGGGUAUGCGCUGCCGAAACCCGCCGUAAAGGACGACGAUCCCAUCUCAACUAUUCCUCGACAGAUUUUUGGACCAUUGAAGCGAGAUGUUGUCACAGGUAUUGCCGCGUCCCGGAUACACUCGGUCGUUCACACUGCGACGUCCUUGUACACCUUCGGCAAGAAUGAAGGCCAGCUUGGUAUUGUCGAUUCGGACGCUCGGUCGCUGGAGAUGCAGGUCAUCCCCAGGAAGAUUGCUGCAGCACUAUUCUCCAGUCCCAUCCACUCAGUGUCGGCCAUUGACGGUGCUACUGUAUGUCUGCUGGAGAAUCGCGAGGUUUGGGUAUUUGCAAACUAUGGCUAUGCAAAGCUCAGCUUUCCCUUGGACGGGUUCACUAGCAACUUCCUCAAGGAGAGCUGGUUGACCACAAAGUACGACACUGCGCCGAACAGGAUCAGCAAGAUCACAUCUGGUGGUGACACCAUUUGUGCGCUGUCUACUUCUGGUGAAGUCUUCACAGUGGCUGUCAGCCGGCGCUCAGAGGGUGCCCAGGAUGCCGGCACAUCGACCACAAACCCGAAGCAGAUCAGAGGAGCCUUGUCUGCGCCAUUCCGUAUUUGGUCGUCUAAGAAGAGCCACAUGGCAGCACGAGAUGUUGAUGUCGACCAGGACGGUUCUAUCAUCUUAACCACUGAGGUUGGCAGCGUCUGGAGACGUACGAAACGAGCGACCAUCAAGAAUGCAAAUGUCACUGCUGCUGUAGAGUCCAAGCCCAAAGACUACAAAUUCCAGCGUGUGUCAGGCUUGACUCGGGUGAUUGCUGUCCGUGCCUCCGCGUUUGGUGCAUACGCUGCCAUUCGCAAGGACUGCGACGUUACCAGAAACCAGAUAGGUGUGGACGAAGCCGGGCUUUGGGAUGACCUAGCUCCGUUGCUUUCGUUUCACGAGUUGACAAACUACGAGGAAACAUCCGACGACGAAGAGCCCACGCCGAGAUUCUGGACCCGAGCUUCAGAAGCGCAAGGUCUGCGCAAGCGUGUCUUGAAGUCGAAGGACCUGGAAGCGGAAAUCACCGAUAUCCUGCAGCGCUCGUUGACAAUGCCAGAUCGGACGUACAACAUGGAGGUCGGAUCUACUCUGUCUGAUGUCCGCAUACCCGUUCACGAGUUCAUCUUGGGUGGACGCAGCCGUGUCUUGCGGGACGCUCUGCUCGACUUCAGGGUGAAAGACAGCGAAUAUGUCGUGCCUGACCUGCUGACCGUCAAGGCAGAGAGUGGGAGAGUUCUGGUACUCUUCCAAGGUCUUGAUUUCCUCACUAUCUUCAACCUCGUUCUCUACGCCUACACCGACUCUGUUGUGGACUUCUGGAAUGUCACCCGGCACUACCCUACCUUGGCACACAGGUACCGUUCCGUGCGGACAGAACUGAUGAAGGUUGCUUCCCGUCUUGAGAUGCGACAGCUCGAGCCUGCUGUGCGUCAGAUGGUCAAGCCACGAAGAUCCUUGCACAUGGACAUGGAACUCGCCAUCAAGGAGCAGUCCUUCUUCGAGAGCGGCGACGUCAUCGUCGACCUUGCUGAUGGCCAGAUGCUACUACACUCGGACGUGAUUUGCCAACGCUGUCCUUUCUUCGAAGGCUUGUUCCGAGGACGUGCCGGCGGCCAGUGGCUCGCAGGAAGGCGGACCGAGGAAUCUCCGCUCGUUCACAUUGAUUUGACGCAUGUGGAAACACAGCUUUUCGAGCUCAUUGUCCGCCAUCUCUACACCGAUGCUGGUGAGGAGAUUUUCGAGGAUGUUACCAGCGAAGACCUGAAUGAUUUGCUGGCACUUGACGAGUUGCUCGACCAUGUCAUGGAUGUCAUGUCUGUUGCCAAUGAACUGAUGCUAGACCGUCUGUCGCAGAUCUGUCAAAGAUUGAUCGGUCGCUAUGUCAACGCUCGAAACGUUUGCUCCCUUCUUACAGCAGUUGCUCCUAGCUCGGUCGCUGAGUUCAAGGACGCUGCCCUUGAAUAUGUGUGUCUGAGUUUAGAGGCAGUCAUGCAGAACGGCUCACUAGACGAACUGGACGAGGACUUGCUGCUGGAGCUCAACCAAGUCGCCCAUGAAAAUCAGCUCGCUUACUUGCCGUUUGCAAGAAGUGGGCGAGCUGAGGCUCUCCUCUUUGAGCGCUACCCAGAGCUUGCUGAGAGGAUAGAACGUGGCAGGCGCGCCAAGGUCGAUGCGAUAGUACUGUCGAACAAGUACGCCGAUGGCGACAAUCUCUCAUCCUCUUUCAGAGCUCAAAGUCUGGAAGAAGUAGCAGCUUCCCCACUACGCCAACGCAAUCGAAGAAGGGUAUCCAAAGAAGCAAAGAGUCCAGUAAUGUCGCCAGCGCUGAAAGGUAAAAACUCCGCCCAAGACCUCAUGUUCGAAAUGUCAGAUGGCGAGGAUGACGAGGAUGUGCCAAAGAAGAUCAAGCCCCCGCGAUUCACAGAGCAAAGCGGAGACGAGAAAGCGCUAGAAACACCAGUUGGAUCUCCCGAGACGCCCUGGGGCACGAUUCCAAAACCAUCACCGCACACGUUCAACAAAGGGGAUGACAUACCGUUCAAGUCUGUCAGCCCUCUUCCUCCGCCAGCUAUCAAGGAGACAAGACCACCUGGUCAGCCUUGGGUGACUGCACCGCUUGCUGGUCCCAAGCUUGAACUCAAGGAUAUUAUGGCUCAAGAGUCCUCAGCUACACCAUCAAACCUGUCGAUCGGCCUCUCACGGAGCGAGAGCGAACGGACCGUCAAGGCUGCGCCGAUCAAGAUGUCGCAAAAGGAAAAGAAUCGUCUACGACAGGCCCAAAAACUUGGCACAGCCAUCGAGAAGCCUCAACCGGUGCCGCCAGCCGUAUCUCCAUGGACGGCAGCUGCACAUAGGAAACCAAGCAACAGUCCGGUUGUUGCUCCAGCAGUGGCUCCCUCGCCACCGCCGAAGCCAUCGCCGGAGCCUUCUCGAGCAUCAAGCACGCCUCAACUUACCAUGCGACAAACUGUUGCAAAGAAGGGUGCUGGAUCAAAGCAGAAGGACAAGCGGACGGCGUCCCAAAGUCAUGAUGCAGGAGCUGCAUCGCCUUCCCAAGCUCGUCCUGCUGCGAAUGAGAGAGGCAUGUCAGUCUCUACUGAUCCUAUCCCAACGCCUCGAUCUGUCCGCCACAUUCCCUUGCCACAGCACUCGCCGACGUCUCCAAGUCAGCAUCUCAGCAUGAUGGAGAUUCUGUCCUUGCAAGAAGCAGAAAAGACUUCAAUACGCGACGCAGCAGCCAAGCGUAGUCUGCAGGAAAUCCAGCAAGAGCAAGAGUUCCAGCUGUGGUGGGAGCAGGAGAGCAGACGUGUUAUCGAGGAAGAGGAGCAGACUAAGAAGCUGGUAGAAAAGCUUUCUAAGACCUCUGGUCGUGGUCGAGGCAAAGGUCGCGGUGGUCGCGGCGGUAAGACAAAGGGUCAAGACAAGAAAGAAGGGGGAGACGAAGCUGAUCGCGGUAAAGGCAAGCGCGACGUCAGCGCUGGGCCGGCCGCCAAGCCAAAUCCACCACCCAAAGCCGGCCAGAAACAAGAUGGCGGUGGUCGUCCACCUGGACCUGAUGGCGCAGCCAGAGGCGGUCGUGGCAGAAUUGGCCGCGGUGGUCGCGGUGGCGCAAGAGGCGGGCGUCCACAAGGCCCGCCGAGAGAUGGUACCGCUGUGUCUGCGCAGCAGGGACAACCUCCAGCUCCGCAGACAUGA
Alternaria burnsii is the source of this 4932-nucleotide messenger RNA. RefSeq lists its product as uncharacterized. Lineage: Eukaryota; Fungi; Ascomycota; Dothideomycetes; Pleosporales; Pleosporaceae. Gene Ontology annotation, molecular function: protein binding. The record is from RefSeq and is a predicted model, not a curated record. The transcript has 2 exons. The coding region runs from base 1 to 4932 and encodes 1643 amino acids.